This is a messenger RNA of Rotaria sp. Silwood1, 834 nucleotides long. NCBI's taxonomy places the organism in Eukaryota, Metazoa, Rotifera, Eurotatoria, Philodinida, Philodinidae. The record is from the annotation of a GenBank genome assembly.
AUGGAGACCUGUUCAUUAGAAGGUCAAUCACAUGAUAUGAAUCAACCAACUUCUCAUUCAAGCACGACUGACGUUGAGAUUGAUUACAUAACACCAACAGAUGCUUCCAAUGGUCACAUUCGACGUGGUCAACCAGAAACAUGGUCAAAUCCAUGGCUCACUUCCUCUACACAUGGCAUCAUCAAUGGAUAUGGUAUUGGUCAAUCCGAUUUUUUAUGGAAUGUUCGAUCGAAUCGACAAGUGAAAAAAGUUUAUUCUCAGAUAUGGAACACCGAACAGUUGUUGGUUUCAUUCGAUGGAUGUGGUAUCUUUCGCUAUUGGCAUAAUAAUCCAGAAUGGAAGACGAGAAGUGGCUGGUAUCAUGUUGAUCAAAAUCCAAAAAACAAACCAGAUCGAUGUUGUAUUCAAGGUUUUGUUACGCUUACUGAUCAAAAUGAGAAAACAGGCGGUCUUAUUGUUUUUCCACGUUCACAUCUACGCUUUCGUGAAUUGGAUGAAGUGACAAAAGAGUCCAGAGAUUUUAUCAAGAUUCCAAACGAUCAUUCAAUCAUAACUCGUGGCAAACUCGUUCAUUGUCAAGCCGGUGAUCUUGUUCUUUGGGAUAGUCGCAUGGUUCAUUGUAAUUCACCGGCUAUUGCAAUUGAAGAACGGGCAAAAGAUGAACCAAUCGAUCUACUUCGUAUCGUUGCCUAUGUUAGCAUGAGCCCGACUUCGUUUGUAUGUGAUCAAUCGCUUGAAGAAUUUCGUGAAAAACGAAAACAAAUGGUGGAAAAUAAUCUUACUCUGACACACUGGAGUACAGAAUUUGUCGUAUCAGGUACAAUUUUUAAUUGA